Aspergillus costaricaensis CBS 115574 is the source of this 1183-nucleotide messenger RNA. Its product is annotated as putative oxidoreductase, 2OG-Fe(II) oxygenase family. The coding region runs from base 26 to 1183 and encodes 385 amino acids. The record is from RefSeq and is a predicted model, not a curated record. NCBI's taxonomy places the organism in Eukaryota, Fungi, Ascomycota, Eurotiomycetes, Eurotiales, Aspergillaceae. The transcript has 6 exons.
CUACAUACAGCCAAGACAUAGUACCAUGUCCGACGUUGGCCCUCCCAUCGACCUCCCCGUGCUGGACAUCUCCAACCCCCUCGAUCCCGAGGCGGGGAAGGCCCUUCUGGCAGCUGCCACCAAGUAUGGCUUUUUGUAUGUCGACAGCCGGGGGACCGACUUUACGGCCGCGGAGGUGGAUCGGGCAUUUGAGCUGUCCAAGAAGUUCUUCGCCUCCCCAGUUGAAGAAAAGGCCGCUUGUCGCAUUGAACCCAACAACCGCGGCUGGUCCGGCAUGCACUCCGAGACCCUGGACCCUGAGCAUCAACGCACCGGCGACUUCAAAGAAGCCUUCAACUUCGGCGAAUUCACCCAAUCCAACAAAGCCCAACAACCCCUCCCAGCAUCCCUAACCCCUCACGAGUCCGAAAUCGCCCACUUCGCCUCCCUAUGCAACAAAACCUGUACUCGGAUCUUGACCCUGCUAGCCUUGGGACUCGGCAUCCCCCCCACAUUCUUCACCACCCGGCACGACCCCACCACAGGCCCAACAGGCAGCAUCCUCCGCUACCUCUUCUACCCGAGCAUAACCUCCCCCUUAACCUCCACCUACAGCCACAAGACGGACGUCCGAGCCGGCGCCCACAGCGACUACGGCUCCAUCACGCUGUUGUUCCAGCGUCCUGGGCAGCCGGGGCUGGAGAUCCUCACGCCGGAUGGGAAGGGGUGGGCGCCUGUUCCUGUGAUUCCCACCACCAGCACCACCUCCUCCUCCGAAGAAGGAAAAGGAAAGGGGUGUGAAUCCCCAUUCCCCUUCCCACCCAUCCUCGUCAACAUCGGAGAUUUACUCAGCUACUGGACGGACGGAUUACUCAAGAGUACCGUGCACAGAGUGGUGUUCCCUACGUCGGAGCAGCAGAGACCUAAUGCGCAGGACCGCUAUAGUAUUGUGUAUUUUUGUCAUCCGUUGGAUCGGACGGAGUUGGUGCCUGUGCCGAGUAGGGUUGUGGAGGAGUUUAGGAAGUCUAAGGGGAGUGAGGAGAAGGAUGGGGGAGAAGGAGGGGUCGGGGUCAGGGUUGGGUUUGGGGGUGGGGCGGGGAUGUUGGAGGAGGGGAAGAGGGCGUUGACGGCGCAGGAACAUUUGAUGGCGAGGUUGGAUGCUACGUAUGGGUUUCGGAGGGGGGAGAAGGAGGGGGAUGAAUGA